Messenger RNA from Chara braunii, 2701 nucleotides. NCBI's taxonomy places the organism in Eukaryota, Viridiplantae, Streptophyta, Charophyceae, Charales, Characeae. The record is from the annotation of a GenBank genome assembly.
CGACUUAGGGCUUACUCACCCUAGGACGACUUUGGAAGAAGGACCUGACCGCGUUAUUACUGUAUUUAUUGGCAGAUGGAGGUGAGAACGUCCUUUGUGUGAACGUAUACCUUCUUUACUACUGCGCAAUCUAUCUACCCAUCCAUCUCGAGCAUCCUGAGUGUUGUGUUUGCCCCACGGAUUGGCUUAUGAGGCUUGCUAAGUGAUCUUCCACUUUCAUUUACAAAAAGAUGGACGGGGUAAAAGGGACAGAACGCGGACCGAGAAUCGAGUGGGAGGAGGAGGGGGAGGAGGAGGAGGGGGAGUCGAAUGACGGUGAUGACGAUGAGGAGGAGGAGGAGGAGGAAGAUCAGGAGAGAGGCACGGACUUGGAGGCUUUGGCGUCGAUACCCACCCCAGGGGAGAGUAUAUAUAAGAUCAGCCGUCAGAUUAAGCGGCAGGACAACGAGCUGUACAGCUGUCUCCGCUCGAUCUAUGAAGACUCGAUGUUUGUUGACGAGAUUGCGCAGCGAUACUCAAGUUUGCCUCUCCUCGCGAAUCUGCGGUGCGGCUUGUGGUACAGCCGUCGAUUCGACGGCACGUGUUACUUCAAGUCGACGGACGGACACAUGGGCAACUGGUCGCUCAGCCUCACACGUCUCAACAUGCACGUGGCGAUGGCGGCGGCAAUCAGAGGCGGCUGUGUUAUCGUCGACGCCACCCGUCGAGGCAAGAGGUUCCCCGACAGUUUAUCCAAGUCUAUCCCAAUCUGGACCUGCGCUCUCAAUCGCGCCGUGAAAAGACAUCGGCUUCUUCGUCGUCACUCUUCCUCCUCCUCCUCCUCCUCCACCUCCUCCUGCCCCGCCGUCUCCUCAUCGUCCUCGUCGUCGUCCUCCUUGUCAACGUCCGCACCAUUGUCGAUAUCCUCUCGUACAGGCCAGACGGAAGGGAAGAAACAACAGCAUGAUAAUGGUGGUAGUAAUGGCGAUGGUGGCGCUGCUGUGGCGGGGGUUGACGACGGUGCUGCGGGGGCUGGUGUCGAUGAAGAGUCGCCUUGCAUGCCGGGUGAGGUGGAGGAGGAGAGGGCUGAGGAUGGGUUACACUUGAGAAAAGGCGGGAAUGGUGAGAGCAUCAAUGGUUCGGCCCGUGUUUGUCGAAAAGUAUCGCCGAAAGGGAGAGAUGCGGCGCUAGAAAAUGCCGAUGGUGAGACAAAAGUAGAAGCACCAGCAGCAGCCGUUAUCGAUCGGGACUUGGAACGUGUCAUUUUUGGGGCGAGGAAAGGGAGUUGCGAGCGCCAUGCUGACGUGGCAACUGCACAUUCAUCAUCAUCGUCAUCGUCGUUGAUGGAUAGCCACAGGAUGGCUGCAACCCGCCGCCGUCAGUUGAGAGGGACCGCCGAUCGGGAUCGGGAUGGAUAUGGAGAUGAGAUUAAAGAUCGGGAUUGGGAUUGCGACCUUCACUUGCCCCUGUGGAUUUCGGAGACGGAGAAGGCGAGCAUAGCCCAGAGAAUGGAUGGAUGGGUGGAUGCCUUGGCGUCGUCGGGAGCGGACGUCCCGUCGUUAGCUCGCGGGGAUGUGUUUCGAAAACCCCUACGGCCUCUGUGGAUUUCCCAGAGCACGCGCGUCUUAAGCAACGAAACGCCGGAAAUUGCGUCUUUACCCUUCACACCCCUGAUCCUCGUUUCUGCGUCGCUCGCUUGUUCAUCCUCCUCGCAUUCUUCUUUUCCCUCGUCGAGGCCCAUUCGCAAGAGCGACGGGGAUUUCGGCUGCUGGACGUACAUUGCCGGAGCGGGAGACGACGAAGAAAGUUGGGCAAGGGGCCUCGAACCCGCGACCUUCUGGAAGCAUCACCGCGAGAUUUUGAACGCCGGUCCCGCCGGCUGUAAUCGACACGUGGCGGGGCUUGUGGAGGUCGACCGGGUUUAUCGAGCAAUGAGAGGUGGUGAUGACACGCAAGUGAGGAGGAGAAGGAGAAGCAGGAGGAGGAGGGAGGGAGAGAAGGGGGCGGCCCGAGCCUCUCAGAGUGUGUCACGCCCUCCUCAAGAGGACAAUCCUUCACACAUGGUGUUAUCUAUAAUGCCGACAUUACCCUUGACGCAGCUCAAUUUGAUGAGCCCGCCCAGAAAUCGAUCACCCCCCGAUCGGCACCGCAGGAUAAGGGUAAGUGGUGAGCAGCAGCAGAAACAGGGAGUUGCUCAGGCUGAUUUUGAGGAACCUGAUGAUGAUGAUGAUGAUGAUGAUGAUGAUGACGAGGAGGAGGAGGAGGAGGAGGAGGAAGAGGACUGCAGGAUAAGGGUAAGUGGUGAGGAGCAGCAGAAACAGGGAGAUGCAAAGGCCGAUUUUGACGAACCUGAUGAUGAUGAUGAUGAGGAGGAGGAGGAGGAGGAGGAGGAGGAAGAGAAGGAGGAAGGGGCGAUAAGGAUGCGAAUGGCACACAAUGCAGUAAAUGAAAGGAACGUGCGGGCGAUCGCAUCUCAAUCGGGUCAAGAACGAGCAAAGCAGAAGAGGGCCUCAAUGAGCAUCGGCGGGUUUCACUGGAUUGGUCACACUGGACUAGCCAUUGGGAGAGUCGAUUGCGAGUUCGAGCUCAUUCCAGAGCCUCGUAAAAGUGCCGCUUUUGACCCAGAGCCUCCUCGUAAAAGUGCCGCUUUUGACGGAUGACCAGAAGCGAGGACGACGAGAGACACGACUUUCAAAUUCAAAUUCGAUCGGCUUCAAAAUAA